This is a messenger RNA of Knipowitschia caucasica, 5562 nucleotides long. The record is from the annotation of a GenBank genome assembly. Lineage: Eukaryota; Metazoa; Chordata; Actinopteri; Gobiiformes; Gobiidae.
AUGAACCGUGGACUGUGUAAUGCUGGAAACAUGGAUGACAGCCUGUGUGACUCCAAUGUGAAGGUGGCGGUCCGUGUGCGACCAAUGAACAGGAGAGAAAAAGAUUUGAACACAAAAUGUGUGGUGGAGAUGGAAGGAAAUCAGACCAUUUUACAUCCAGCCAUUACCAAUGCAAACAAAGGUGAUCCACGCAACCAGCCUAAAGUUUUUGCUUAUGACCACUGCUUCUGGUCUAUAGAUGAUGCGCAGAAAGACAAGUUUGCAGGCCAAGAUGUGGUUUUUGAGUGCCUUGGUGAGAGUCUUCUCAACAAUGCUUUCAUGGGAUACAACGCAUGCAUCUUCGCCUAUGGACAAACAGGCUCAGGGAAGUCGUUCACCAUGAUGGGCUCCAGGGAGCAGCCCGGACUCAUCCCUCGGCUCUGCAGCGCUCUGUUCAGCCGCAUCGACCUGGAGCUGAGGGAGGGAGAGAGCUUCACUGUGGAGGUGUCCUAUAUGGAGAUCUACAACGAGAAAGUCCGCGACCUGCUGGACCCUAAAGGAAGUCGACAGGCAUUGAGAGUGAGGGAGCACAAAGUUUUUGGCCCUUAUGUGGACGGACUCUCACGUCUGGCUGUCUCCUGCUAUAAGGACAUUGAGUCUCUGAUGUCGGAGGGAAAUAAAUCUCGAACAGUGGCCGCAACAAACAUGAACGAGGAGAGCAGCCGAUCUCACGCAGUCUUCAACAUCAUUCUCACACACACACUACGGGAUCUGAAAUCAGGGACAAGCGGAGAAAAAGUGAGCAAGCUGAGUCUGGUGGAUCUGGCCGGCAGUGAGAGGGCAGCAAAAACCGGAGCUGCAGGAGAGAGGCUGAAAGAAGGCAGUAACAUUAACAAAUCCCUGAGUACUUUGGGUCUUGUGAUCUCGGCCUUGGCUGACCAGGGAGCGGGAAGAAACAAGUUUGUUCCUUACAGAGACUCUGUGCUCACCUGGCUGCUCAAGGACAGUCUUGGAGGUAACAGCCGCACCGCCAUGGUUGCCACGGUGAGCCCGGCAGCGGAUAACUACGACGAGACUCUGUCCACGCUGAGGUACGCGGAUCGAGCCAAAAGCAUCGUGAACCAUGCGGUUAUCAAUGAAGACCCCAACGCCAGGAUCAUCCGCGAGCUGAGGGAGGAGGUGGAGAAGCUCCGUGAACAGCUCACAGAGGCAGAGUCGAUGAAGGCCCCAGAUCUGAAAGAGCGCCUUGAGGAGUCUGAGAAGCUGAUCCAAGAGAUGACUGUGACCUGGGAGGAUAAGCUUCGCAAGACUGAGGCCAUUGCUCAGGAGCGUCAAAAGCAGCUGGAGAGCCUGGGCAUCUCUCUGCAGUCCUCAGGCAUCAGAGUGGUCGAUGACAAGUGCUUCCUGGUCAAUCUCAACGCUGACCCUGCCCUCAAUGAACUGCUUGUGUACUACCUCAAGAAUCACACUCGGGUGGGCUCGGCUAAGUCCCAGGACAUCCAGCUGUGUGGGAUGGCCAUUCAGGCUGAGCACUGUGUCAUUGACAUCAGCGAAACCACUGUGGUCCUGACCCCUCACCGCAAUGCCCGAACUUGUGUGAAUGGCUCUGCAUUGACCAGUCCGGUGCAGCUGCAUCACGGAGACCGAAUCCUGUGGGGAAACAACCACUUCUUUAGGAUAAGUCUGCCUAGGAACAAAGCUCUGAGUGCGGCCGAGGGGGAGGAGAGCUCUGGGCCUAAACCCAGUCUAAGCGCGGACCGUCUGGAUGUGGACCACUAUGGCUUCAACGAUGCCUCCAGCGAGCGGAGUUUCAGCUACGAGUCGGCGCAGGCAGAAGUCAUGAUGAAGACCAUGGGCAGCAAUGACCCGUUGCAGUCAGUUCUGCAGACGCUGGAGCGGCAGCAUGAGGAGGAGAAGCGCUGUGCUCUGGAGAGACAGCGGCUGAUGUACGAACAGGAGCUUCAGCAGCUCAGACAGAAACUUACCCCAGAGAAACCCUCCAAUCUGCUGGAACCAGGAACUUCUGCCACUAAUACUGCCACCGGCCCUGAGAGACGCUCCCGCCGCUGGAGUGAGGACAGAGAGGCAAUGAUGACCCGGAGCCUGCGUCGCCUCAAAGAGCAGAUUGUGAGGGUGAAUCUUCUGGCUCAAGAGGCUGGAUUCAUCGCAGAGGAACUGAACAAGAGGACUGAGUAUCUGGUCACACUGCAGAUCCCCGCUGCCAACCUGGAUGCCAACAGGAAGCGUGACGCUGUCCUGAGCGAGCCGGCUAUCCAAGUCCGUCGUAAAGGAAAAGGGAAGCAGAUCUGGGCCCUGGAGAAGAUGGAGAACAGACUGGUGGACAUGAGAGAGUUGUACCAGGAGUGGAAGGACUUUGAUGAGGACAACCCUGUGAUGCGGUCCUAUUUCAAACGUGCCGACCCGUUCUUCGAUGAGCAGGAAAACCACAGUCUGAUUGGCGUGGCUAACGUGUUCCUCGCUUGUUUGUUCUAUGACGUGAAGCUUCAGUAUGCAGUACCCAUCAUCAACCAGAAGGGGGAGGUGGCUGGCCGAUUGCAUGUGGAGGUGUGGAGAGGCACGGAGAGCUCCGAGGACAGCAGCGCUCAGGUUGACUCUCUGAGCUUAGAAGGAGAAACACAUGAGCGACAACUCUACUGUGUGGUGAAGCUGCUGCAGGCCACAGGACUCCCUCGCCACCUGUCAAACUUUGUGUUUUGUCAGUACCACUUUUGGGGUCAAGAGGAACCUGUGUUUGUGGCCCCAGAAAUGACCUCCCCUGGGUCGCCUUCUGCCUCCCGGGACCCACAGUGCACCGUGGUCUUUGACAGCGCCAAGGAGCUAAUUGUUUCUGUUUCGGAGGAUUUUGUGGAGUACUUGUCUGAAGGUGCUGUGGCGAUCGAAAUGUACGGACACAAACAAGCCAACCACCGCAGGAACCUGGCUCUGUGGGACCUGGGUGUCAUCCAGGCCAAGACCCGAUCACUGAGGGAGAGAUGGAGUGAGGUGACCCGGCGUCUGGAGCUGUGGGUGCAGCUGAUGGAGCUGAACGAUGCCGGAGAGUUCACCCCUGUGGAGGUCACAGCCGCUAAAGACGUGCGCACCGGAGGCUUGUUCCAGCUCAGACAGGGCCAGUCUCGCCGCGUGCAGGUGGAGGUGCGCUCUGUCCCGGACUCGGGGACAAUGCCACUGAUCGCCGCCUCCAUUGUGUCUGUUUCCAUUGGCGACGUCAAAGUCCGACAGGCUCCUCCCACCAGAGCUGCAGAGAUGCACUGGGGGGAGAAUGAAGAGAUGGACAGCUAUCAAGAGGUGGAUCUGGAGCGCAUGAGGCAGCAGUGGCUUUUCACUUUGACUCAGAGACAAGAAUACCUGGACCAACAGCUACAGAAGAUUGUCUCCAAACCUGAUAAAUCAGAGGACGAUGUAGAGCGAGAGUCUCAGCUGCUGGAGUGUCGUCUGACCCUGACUGAGGAGAGGAACGCAGUCCUGGUGCCGUCUGCGGGCAGCGGUAUCCCAGGAGCCCCAGUCGAGAGGGUCCCAGUCCCCGGAAUGGAGACGCACAUCCCAGUUAUCUUCCUGGAUCUCAGUGCGGACGAUUUCCAGUCCAGACUCUCUGCGCCUCUCUCCGGGGGUCUAGACAUGUUACUCACUGAAGAAGAUGAGGAUGAGUUCUUUGACCUGCACAUUGUCAAACAUUAUGAUCCAAAGGUGAAGGUGGAGGCGUCCUGGGACUCCACGGUGCAUGAGUGCCCUGAGCUGAGCCGCGCAGGAGCUGCAGACCUCCGGGUUUAUCUGACUGUGAAGACUGUGGUGCAGCUGUCUCACCCGGCCCAUAUGAGGCUGCUGCUGCGGAAACGCAUCUGUGUCAAUGUCACUGGCAGACAGGGCUUUGCUCAGAGUUUCCUGAAGAGAAUGUCGCAGCGCAGCACUAUCCCCGGCUGUGGAGUCACAUUUGAGAUCGUCUCUAACAUCCCAGGGGAUAUCCAUGGGCCAGAGGACAGGGAGAUGCUUGCUCGGCUGGCGGCCAGUGCAGAGGAAGACCCUACGGCGGACAGCGAGGCGGCCAUAGAGAAGUAUCUGCGCAGUGUUCUAGCGGUGGAGAACAUCCUCACUCUGGACCGACUGCGGCAGGAGGUUGCAGUAAGGGAACAACUGGCCGUGAGAGGAAAAGCCCAGAAGCACAGUCUGAGCUCUCCUAGUGUCAACCAGGGUUGGCAGAGUCACCAGGACCUGUCUCUGGCUCCUCCUGCCAAACCUCCUUCCAAACCUCCUGCUGCUCCCUCCAGCUCCUCCUCCCUGACCGGGAGCCUCCACCCAGACACUGGUUUUGCUGCAUCUUUUCUGCCCCCAGUGAAGUCCGUACCAAGGCUGCUCAUGUCAUUGCUUCCUGGAUCCAAGGACGACAAACCGGAACCCGCGCUCUCCCCCCCUCCUCAGCCCAGUCUUCCUCGGAUCAUGGUCCAGUCGGCGAGCGUCGAAGAAGGAAUGAGUCGACUUCUGCAACCAGUCCCCAUUGAGAAAAUCAUUCCAUUUGACAUCACUUUGGAGAGCCCUAAACCGGAUUACACCCCACCUCCAGUCAUCCCAGAGACCUCCACCCCGAGUCCGGUCAGCGAGUCGUCCAGCGGUUACAUGUCCACUAGCAUCUCCACGGCAACGCUCUCGGACGUUUACACGCUGAGCUGGGACCUGCCGCCUCCGUCCAACUCCAGAGAAGAAGAGCAACUGGAGGAGGAGGAGGAGAGCCAGGAGGAGAGCCAUCGCGAAUACCUCUUGGAUGACAAAUCGCUUACAGAGGAGCUGGAAAAAGAUUUGCAAAAGCGUCAACUGGAUCAAGAAAAAACAAACGGCGAUGUAGCUGAAAUAGUUCAACGUGAUGCUGAAGCUAGGAGCAAAGAAGAGGAAACGAUUGAUACUAUUGCGCCUGGUGACGAUGUAAAGCCGACCGAUUUUAUGGCAGAACAAAAGUCAAACGGACUAGAGCAGGCGUCGUCCAAACCACCAGCAGCCAGCCCGUUCAAGAUAACAAAAAAGGUCAAGUCCUCAGACCUGAAGUCCUUCCAGCCAAUUGUGGGCAAAGAGGAGUCAUCCACAGAGGGGUCCGGCGCUCCCAGCAUGCACCUCUCUGUCCCUACGGAGACGCUGGAGAUUAUUUCAGACUCUGAGGAAGGAGAGGCCAACGCCGUUUUGCCCGACUGGUUGAAGGUGGGAGAGUUUGUGACCUUCGGGGCAAACAAGUACGGAACCGUGCGCUACGUGGGGCCGACCGACUUCGCCCAAGGAACCUGGGUCGGCGUGGAGCUCGAGGUUCCGGCAGGUAAGAACGACGGCUCCGUGGGCGGUAAGCACUACUUCCACUGUAACCCUGGCUACGGGGUGUUGGUGCGUCCCAGCAGAGUGACCCGCGCCUCAGGGACCAGCAGCAGAAAACGCAGACAGCAAAAGCGACGCAGUGCGAACCUGUCCGGCUCCAGCCCAAACCUGGCGGCCCUCACCGCACUCGCCAAGGGGGAGGGGUCCUGUGGUGAGCUGUUGGAGCUUGUUCGAGCUAACCCGUUUGGUAGUCAGGGAUUUGAGGAUACUUAG